Molecule: messenger RNA, 1754 nt
Organism: Osmia lignaria (orchard mason bee)
Lineage: Eukaryota; Metazoa; Arthropoda; Insecta; Hymenoptera; Megachilidae
Source: RefSeq, a predicted model, not a curated record
CAAGCAUGAAUUUUGUCCAUUAAAAAAUUCGGGUUAAUUUGGAAAUCUAUCAAAUUCUUUUAACUUCUGCGUAAUUGAAUGUAAAAAUUUUGCAGUCGAGUGGAAUGAGAUUCACAAGUGUAGUAAUCUCUUCUUUUUACCAUUACGAGUUGAAUAAAAUGUUUUCACGGAACACUCUCUGCUUUCUGCUCGGAAAAAGUUCUUCCAUGUAUCUGAAAUGUAGUCCAACUCUUGGUUUCCUACAAAAUCCAAAAGGAACCUAGAGGUUUACACCUCCCCAGGAUCCAUCUCGGAAUGGAAAAUGUUUUUCCUACAACGUCAGCAGAAUUUUUUGUUUGUAUUUCCUGUUACCGUGAAGUUUGUUCCUCUGUUGUUCGUUUAUUUCAUCAUUUAGCUGCCUUGAAUGUUAACAUUAAACGAGGUUAUGAAUCUCUUUCCCCUUUUAUAAAUAUAAAAAAAAAGGGGUGGAAAAGAAAUUAUGUGGAUUUCCAGGUUAAUCGAAGACAUGCUAUGUUGAUGAAGAAAUCUGUAGUAGAAGGAUGAAGGCCAAAUAAAAAUGUUAAUUUUGGUAUUGAUUUAAAUAAAAUUUCGAGUGCAUUUCUCUGUUUUGAAAGAGCACCAGUGAAUGAAAAGAAAAUGGAUUUUCAGGUCAUCCUGGCGGACUUAAACACGAAAUUACCAUGUUUGCAACAUAUUCUACGACCCGAGUACGCACCGUAUCUAAAUACAGCUGGUACAGUGCUGUUAGGGUGGCUAAUUAUCUCUUGGAUAUCUUAUCUUGUUUGGAUGUUGUUCGCCCCCUUGACGGUGACUGUUAUCGCCAUAAUCCUUAUCAGCCCGAUGACAGCGAAAUGGUGCCUUAAACAAACGGUCCCGGGUCUCGAAACCAUUUUCAACGAGUUUGCGGAGAAGUUUCAGACUGUUCUAUCACGAGUACGUGGUUAAUCAAACUCCAAUGAGAUAACAUUCAAGUUCGUAUCACUUAAAACGUUAUUCCAUCGUUAUACGAUUAAGAAUACAAUGGUCCGAAUGUAAUUAGCAAUCUCUGUAUAUAGUUAUUAUCAGAAACCAUGUUUAAAUUAAAGCAAAAAUUUAAAGUGUAUAAUGGUUGUACUAUUCUGUAUAAUUAAUACACCAGAUAUAUAAAAAAUAGCUAAUGACCGCAGGGUAAGAAGUUUGGUCAUGGGAGUAGUGUUACGGGCUCCCAUAAAAAUGACCAGGGUUCAAAUCCCCGUUCGUUGAUGCUAAGAUUUUUUCACCAAUAUUUCACGUUUUUCUCACCAUAUUCUUGUCAGAUUCAACAAAAUUUAUUGAAUUGGUGAAAUGCAAAAAUUUCACCAAUAUUUUCAGAUGUUUUUCUCACUAUAUAUCCAUCAGAAUCGCAAAAUGGGAAUAAAAAUAACAAAAAUUUCCAGGGAUAUCUCAGAAGCAGUAAAAGUUACACUAGAAUAAUUCAAAAAAAACAUAAAAAUCUGCCGAUAUUCCACCAAAUAAUUUCAAUGAUUUCCCCACUGAAUUCACCAAUUCUGAAUAAAAGAUAACCAAAAUAUAACAGAUUAAAAAACUAGAAAAUUACUAAAAUGUUUCCAAUAAAGUAAAAUCUGGUGAUGUGUGGCUAAUGAUAAAUAAUGUAGGUGAAAGUUGUUAAAACGGAAAAUUGCACGUGCGAAAUAUUCCAUGUGGAAAUUUAUGUUAUGAAACAACAUAAUAUACAUGUACAGAGAACGAUGAGAGGCGUAAAUUGAAUUUCUUGU